Molecule: messenger RNA, 2066 nt
Organism: Protobothrops mucrosquamatus (brown spotted pit viper)
Lineage: Eukaryota; Metazoa; Chordata; Lepidosauria; Squamata; Viperidae
Gene: ZDHHC21
Product: zinc finger DHHC-type containing 21
Exons: 8
Coding region: 70-867 (265 amino acids)
Biological process (GO): protein targeting to membrane; peptidyl-L-cysteine S-palmitoylation
Cellular component (GO): Golgi apparatus; endoplasmic reticulum
Molecular function (GO): protein-cysteine S-palmitoyltransferase activity
Source: RefSeq, a predicted model, not a curated record
GACACAUUGAAGAUUCUGUAGGCUGAUUUUCCCCUUCCAGUGUGGGACAAACUCAUCAGAUUAUGUACAAUGGGACUACGAAUUCAUUUUGUUGUUGACCCUCAGGGCUGGUUCUGUAUGGGCCUAUUAAUCUUUGUCUGGUUUUACAAUAGUCUCUUCAUUCCAAAAGUUAUCCUUUUUCCUCAUUAUGAAGAAGGACAUAUAUCUGCAGCUGCUAUACUAUGCUACUGUCUAUUUUCAUUGUUCUGUAUUGUCAUAUUGUUAAGAGCUUCAGUAGCAGAUCCAGGGAGAUUACCUGAAAACCCAAAGAUACCAAUUACAGAAAAAGACUCCUGGGAAUUAUGUAACAAGUGUAACAUGAUGAGACCAAAGCGUUCCCACCACUGCAGUCGAUGUGGGCACUGUGUUAGGAGAAUGGAUCAUCACUGUCCAUGGAUUAACAAUUGUGUAGGUGAAGAUAAUCAUUGGCUGUUUUUGCAGUUGUGCUUCUACACAGAACUCCUGAGUUCUUACACACUGCUACUUGAUUUCUGCCACUAUUACUACUUUGAACCACUAAGAAAAGUUAAUGCGGAUGUCUUUGUGUUUAGACAUGAGCUUGCCCUAAUAAGAAUAUCAACAUUCAUGGGUUUAAUUAUGUUAGUUGGAAUGACUGGACUCUUUUAUAUUCAGCUAACUGGUGUAUUUAAUGACAUUACAGGUAUAGAAAGACUGGCCAACUGUUGUGAAGAAAUAUCAAGACCUCGAAAGCCAUGGCAGCAGACCUUCUCAGAAGUUUUUGGCACUCGCUGGAAGAUCCUGUGGUUUAUUCCUUUCAGGCGAAGGCGUCCACUGCGUGUUCCCUACCACUUUGCCAAUCACGUCUAAACAGAUGGAGGGGCAGGCACAGAUGGGUUCUCCAUGCUGGAUGUGUGUUGCAGGUUUUGUGAUAAUAGAACGAUGGCACUCCUAAAGUCAAUUAAAAUCUACCCACCAAUCUUAGACGUCACAACGUGCCCCAGGUCUUUUUUUUUUUUUUUUAAUAAUGAAGAUUUUCAUUCUGCCUAGGGAUUAAGGCACACUUCUCUGUUUAUGUUCAAAGUGUACUUACAUUCAGAUUAGCAUCGCAGAGAAAUCACUGCAGGUUCACAAUAAAAAACAAUGAUUGAUGUGCAAAUGUUACUUUUGUUUUGAUAAUGCAGUUGAUUUUGAUAGAAAUUCUGUCAUCUACACAAAUCAACAGGUUUGGAAGUAUCUUGACUGGUUUGAAUUUCUUUUUUCUUUUUUAUCAGUCAUACUAGCUGGAUUAUGUAGAAAUGUCUGUUUUCCUAUUCAUCGGUUUUAAUGCCUCCAAUGCCUUUUUAUUUAUGAUGCAUGAUAUUAAAAUGCAGCUCGUCUCUAGAGAAGACUGGCAUUUUAACAGUGUGUUUUUAAAAGGAAGAAUCAUGUUUGUUUCUAUGUCCUCGUGUUUAAAAAAAUACGUUGUGUAAAAACAAAACAUAAAAUCCAUUGCUUUUUGAAAGAAAAAUAGGUUAUAAAAUGUGCAAUUCUCUCUUCUUUGUACAUGCAAUAAUUAGCCUUAAGUGCUAGCUAGAUGUGUCUUAGAAGUAUAUACUAAGUUUAAAAAAAGCAAAGUUUAUGCCAUGAUCCAGCCAAAGUUAAGCACCUUUUAAAUCCUACUUAUAUUAGUGAUACAUUUAGUAUUUUUUUCAUUCUCUCCCAAAAGAACAGGCAAGCUGCUGUGUUGCAAUUGGAAUAAUUGGCAGAUCUGUUUUUCUGGGCUUAAGCUGCAGUCCUAUACCUAUAUGUGAUUUAUUUUGAAUAGAUAUGCAUAGGAUUCUACUAAGUGCCUAAUUUUGGUGCGAUUGUGCCUAUAAAAUUUAUCAACAUUUACUAUAUCAUAUCUACUGAAAACAUAUACAGUACUGUGUUGUUGUUUCUGUGUACUAUGUUUCUUUGUUUUGUACUGUCACCACUAGAAGGAUUUAAAAUUUAAAUUUCAUGCGUUCAUAGAUCGGGUAAUAUAUGUUGGAGAUAUUUUAACAAUAGUAUUUAUAUAGUAAAUAUAGUUGUUACAUUUAGCGUUA